Messenger RNA from Xiphophorus maculatus (southern platyfish), 1820 nucleotides. RefSeq names its product putative ferric-chelate reductase 1. The coding region runs from base 124 to 1152 and encodes 342 amino acids. Gene Ontology annotation, biological process: regulation of glutamate receptor signaling pathway. The record is from RefSeq and is a predicted model, not a curated record. Lineage: Eukaryota; Metazoa; Chordata; Actinopteri; Cyprinodontiformes; Poeciliidae. The transcript is spliced from 7 exons.
UCACAUAUUCACCUGGAAAUCAGAGGAUAUUGGACACAGGCCACCUGCCAAUCAUACCUGGGAAUAAAACUACAUCUGUUCAAGGACUUACCUUUUGAAUUAAGGAGAAUAAAGUCUACAGGCAUGGAUAAACGACUGCUCCUCAGUUUUUUGUUGGUGACACUGUCCUUGGAAUUUAUGGCCACCUAUGCUCAGAGUAAUACAACAACAGUACCACCAGCCAACAACGCAACUACAGUACCACCAGCCAACAACGCAACUACAGUAGCACCAGCCAACAACGCAACUACAGUAGCGCCAGCUAAUAAUGCAACUACAGUACCACCAGCCAACAACGCAACUACAGUACCACCAGCCAACAACGCAACUACAGUACCACCAGCCAACAACGCAACUACAGUAGCACCAGCCAACAACGCAACUACAGUAGCGCCAGCUAGCAACGCAACCACCGUGGCACCAGCUAGCAACGCAACCACCAUGGCACCGGCUAAUAAUGCAACCACAGUAGCAUCAAACACACUCCCGGCAGUGGCCAGUAUUUCUCGACAAGAAUGUGGCUCCUCAAAGCUCUGUGCAGCUGAACCCUCAAAGUGUGAUCCCUCUUCCUCAACCUGCUAUUUUGUUUCUGCCAAGCAACAAAGUGGCCAAACGUACAACUUUGAGCUCUCAGGACAGACAGACGGCUACAUUGCUGCUGGUCUGUCAAAUGCUGCAUCUCAGACUGCCAGUCACAGAGCCUAUUUCUGCGCUAACCACAAAGGUGCUGUCCGUUUCUUCACUGGCUUCAUCAAUAAUCUGGUUCUAAAUCUCACACAGACACUUAACUCAAGCAAUGUGAAGGGAUCAGUCAACUCAGGAAAAAUCCAGUGCACAUUUUCAGCUGACCUACCUGACACGACGACACGAGCAGCAGGUUAUGCUGUGUCUGUUACAACUGGAACUUACAAUGCCACUUCCGGGGAACUGGGAAAUGCAAACUUCAGAAUCCUAACACCUCUUGUGAACCUCUCCGACCCUACCACCAACGUCACCAAUUUGCUGAGCAACAGCACUAACAGCACCUCCUCUGCUUAUCCGGUCACACACACACAGUCAUUCUUGCCAGUUCUGCUGGUCACCGUGUCUCUGCUGGCUUUCACAGCAGUAUGAAGCAACUUAUCUCCACCAUGUUAGAAAAAGGCCGUAACGUCUCUAUCAAUGAACACAGACGACUAAGAUCAAAAAUGGAGCAGGUCUUGGACAGAUUUUCCUACUUUGGUAGGAUCCAUUUUGUGCUGACUCAGUUUUUUUAUUUUAAGAACAACUCCUCAAGCCUCUGCUCCGUUGCUUGGUGACAAGUUUACAACCCUUUGUGAUUCUGAAUCAAAAGAGAAAUUAUGUCAAAUGCUUCCUCUUUAGUUCUAUAAAACUAUUUACCCACAACACUUCUGGAAUUCUGCUCUGUGAUGUAAAACUUUUCUACAAAUGAAGGAAAAACUGAUUUUUUUCAAGAGUCAAAAAUAUGUCAUCAUGCUUGACCGCAUUUGUGUUUCAAGGUCUGGUUAUACUUUAGAAGUCUAUUUUACUGGUGCAUGUUGAAAUCUUCAAUUCUUAUUUCUUUUGACACUGCAUUGUUCUUUGUUGUAAUAAUGGUGUUAAUUAUUUUAGCAGUUCCUUGAUUAUGAAGUCUUUAAUGGCUGAUGUGAAUGAAUGUUAAAACAAUUAAGAUGUUAAAUGUGGUAAUACAUGUUGAAGGUGAUUGAAAAAUAUGCACAAAUUGAAUAUUUUAAUAUAUAUUUUUAAUAAAAUACUUUGUCAACUUAAUUAUUCAAACUGAA